AUGUGGCUUCUCAGCACCGACCGCGCAGAGCUGCAUUACUUCAUCUCCCCUGAAGCCGUGCCCGGAGGCUACGCUAUCCUCUCCCACGUCUGGACCAACGACGAAACCCAGUUCCACGACCUCCGUGCUGUCCAAACACGCUGCAAAGAAACCGGAGAAAACCCGCGCGACCUCGUCUCCUCCAAGAUCCGCCAAUUCUGCAUUCUUUCCGCGAAGCACGGCUAUACCUACGCGUGGGCCGACACUUGCUGCAUCGACAAGUCGAGUUCCGCCGAACUCUCGGAGACCAUCAAUUCGAUGUUCCACUACUACUCCCUCGCCGGUGUCUGCUACGCCUACCUAUCCGACGUCGCGGCCAAGGAUGGAAAGCUCGAUCAUGACGCAUUCGACAAGAGCCGCUGGCACACUCGCGGAUGGACGCUCCAGGAACUCCUCGCACCACGUCUCCUUCUCUUCCUUUCGCGAGAUUGGGAGACACUAGGGACCAAGGCUGAGCUGGCCGAGGCUCUGGAGGGCGCGACGAAGAUACCAGUGAGCAUCCUACAGUUUGAGGAGGAGAUACGGGAUGUCAGCAUCGCACAGCGGAUGUCUUGGGCAAGCCGAAGGGAAACGACGCGGAUUGAAGAUGAAGCGUACUGCCUCAUGGGGAUCUUCGAUAUCAACAUGCCGAUGCUGUAUGGCGAGGGCCGGAAGGCGUUCCAGAGGCUGCAGGAGGAGAUCAUGCGGACGUCGACGGACACUUCCUUGUUCGCGUGGGGCCUUUAUGGCAGCGCGUCACGCGACGAGGAGCAUCAUCACUUUGAGCCGUCGUCCUAUCUAUUGGCGCCGAGCCCUGGUAGCUUCGUCGACAGCCAUUCGGUGAAUUUUGAGCCUCACGCCGACUUUCCAGUCGUGAGUGACCAUUCUACAGCUUUCCGAGCUCGUUCUGACAUCGGUUUUAGGAGAAACGUGCCAUCACAUUCUCCAUUACUCCCUCUGGCGUGCUCGCCCACAUACCCAUCUUGGUGCUCCGCACCUGCACCAUCGUCUUCCUCUCCUGUACUGACUCCGUCUCAAAGCCUCUCGGCCUCUUCAUCACACCCUGCCCAUUCACCACAGAUCGCGCCCGCCCGCUCUUCCACACCUCCGUGCGUCGGCUCGUCGUGCUCGCCCCAGAGGACCUUCGCCCCAUCCGGGCACGAUUGGGCCUCGCCUCGGCGUCCAAGGGAUGGGAGUGGGCAAACAUACUCCUCGCACACCCCAUCCGGCCCCACACCGAAGCCCCCCGCCGCGCUCUCACGCAGCUGA
Molecule: messenger RNA, 1287 nt
Organism: Epithele typhae
Lineage: Eukaryota; Fungi; Basidiomycota; Agaricomycetes; Polyporales; Epitheliaceae
Product: heterokaryon incompatibility protein-domain-containing protein
Exons: 1
Coding region: 1-1287 (428 amino acids)
Source: RefSeq, a predicted model, not a curated record